Pomacea canaliculata is the source of this 4163-nucleotide messenger RNA. RefSeq names its product mucin-5AC-like. The transcript is spliced from 4 exons. NCBI's taxonomy places the organism in Eukaryota, Metazoa, Mollusca, Gastropoda, Architaenioglossa, Ampullariidae. The record is from RefSeq and is a predicted model, not a curated record. The coding region runs from base 400 to 2877 and encodes 825 amino acids.
GGUAAAGAGCAGGACAACAGCUUAUGUACGCACAAACUGUACUUGAGAAUUCCUUGAAUUUCGAAUGAUUGGACAUCCGGGCUUUUCUCCAUUUGUAACAAGAAAGCCCUUGGACUAUUCAAAGCCUCCCUUCGAGAAGGCGCAAAAUAAAUCAUACUGAGGAAAAGUUAUUGAAGAAGAAGAGGAGGAAUAAAAAAGACCGGAAAGGGGAAGGUCACACCGAGCGGAAGAACAUGCAUUCCUCGACGAGGUGUGCCUGGUGACGUCACACGUUGACAGCCUGCAGACAGACAGACAGACCUACACACACACUUCGCUCUCUGCCAGUUGCUGACAUCUUGACUCCAGGCUGCUUCAGCUGAGAGCCGAUGACAGAGCGGUGCCAGUCUGGGGGGAACCAUGAUCUGCUGCCUGCUACUCGCGGUGGUGCUGACAGUCGCCGACUCCACAGCUCAGCACGAGCAGAGAACUGUCCAGCACAGGGUGGCGCCGAUGUACAGGAUGCCGGAGUCCAGCGGCACCCAGCCUCAGUUUGUUGCUAGCGACAAGCACGACACAGCGGGAGAGCACUACGACCACCGACUGUUGGAGGUGCAGUCCAUCUCUGGUGGAGGUGUGCAGACGACGCCUGCGCCAGACGAUGAGGACAUCGCCCACGCGGUGCAGAUGGCGGGUCUAGAAAAGUCCUGCUCGUCCUCGUCGAUGUGCUACUGCUGUCGGUGGACCAUCAGGAGACAGAGCACAGCCGCCAUGUGUGACGUCCCACACUACGUCACAGUCGAGGAGCCAGUCUGUGUCCAGAUCGUCGAGGACGUGUGCGUGCAGACAGCCAUCCAGCCCAGGCUGGAGGAGAGGGGACGAGCCUCAGUCCCUUGUGACAAACGUACCGCCCAGCGCACGUGCACUCGAUGCUGUCGUACCUCCCUAGCACUCACCUCCUCCUCCUCCAUGCAGUGCUCCGCACCCAGGAUGACGUCACUGGGCGAGACGACUGCGACACCUGCGUCACAAGAGGGUCACACAGCCCAUCGUCGCAGCGUCGGGUCCUACUUCCUCCCGACCCAGUCGUACGCCAUGCAGGACGACGCGUACAGCAGGUGCUGCCUGUCGAGAUCGCGGCCGGCUUGUUGUGCGUCACUUCCGACUGAGAGAAUUUCCGGUGCAGCAAGCUCCUCCUUCCGCGAGGCUUUAGCGAGAUGUUGCAGCACUUCGGUCUCAAGCCAGCAGAUGGCGCUUGAGGCGGGCGACGCGGUGCCGGUGCGCAGGCCGACCAUGUCGUGCUGUGCGGAGCUAAACCCUCCCUCAUGCUGCUUUUCGCAAGUCGCCAGCAUCCGGGCCAUCUGCUGCGAGGAUGACAGGGUGGGCAGACAAGUGGGGGCAGCUGAGGUGGCUCCGUCCUGCUGUACGUCGACAUCCAAGGUAUCCUGCUGCUCGUCGGCUUCCGCCCGACCGCAGUGCUGCAUGUCCAGCAGGACCAGAAGACCUGCGAUGGAAGCAAGCGCCUCGAUGGCUUCAGCGGAGAGUUCGUUUCCCGGCGAUGAGUGUUGCUCGGUAGAUAUCUCCGUCAGAUCCUCCUGCUGUCGCCGGUUCUCCUCCUCGGCACAGGUACGAUGCUGCCGAGUUGACGGUCAGCCUCCACAGCGGUGGGUGCAGCCAGCAGCACGCGCGGAGUCUCCUGAUUGCUGCAUGUCAUCGGCGUCGGCCAGAGACGCGUGCUGCAGGUCCACCGCCAUGUCGUCUGUCACCGAUGUCAGGUGCUGCUCGAGAAGGACACAGCCCGCUUCCUUCAGCGACUGCUGCACGUCCACGUCGUCAGGACCCCGUCCUGCCUGCUGCGCCACGUCCUCUUCGCAGGCGGCACGUGCGGCAUGUUGCGACACCACCUUGUAUCCCGUGCAAGACACAUCCUGCUGCUCGGUCACCACGCAGUCGUCGCUGCUGCAGUGCUGCGCGGCCGUGCUCUACUCCUCCCCCUGCUGUUCAGCCAGACUCGUCGCUGCUCCCACACCAACAACAACAACAACAACAACCACGACGACUACCCCGCCUCCACCAGCGAUAACGCCUGCGGCCUGGACUAUGCCAUGCUGUACUUCCUCCUCGCCGGCAAUGAGGGACAUCUGCUGCACGUCGAUGUCUCCUCAGAUGGUGAUGCUGCUGCCCUGCUGCACUCAAUCACGCGCCUUCUCCAGUGCCAUGAUGUCCACCUGCUGUUCUUCGGCCCAGACUCAGUCCCAGACGCCAUGCUGUUCCACGUCUUCUCAAUCGCAACCCGACGGUUCUGUGAGGACCGUCACCAGGUGUUGCUCGUCCUCGUCCUCUUCCUCUUCGUCCUCAUCAAUGUCGUCGUAUCAGUCAUCUUCGUUUACAGACGAGAGUCCCAGCUGUUGCGGGAGAACAGGCUCCCUGCGAGACAACUGCUGUGCCGUGUACGCCUUCCAGCAGCAGUCGCCAAGGUGUUGCUCCCCUUCCUCAGCCAUGACGUCACUCCUGUCUGAUGCCGCGAGACAGGAUGAUCUCCCUUGUUGCUCCAGGAGUGCGUCCGAGAUGGCGCAGUGCUGCGCGUCCCUGCCGAUGGCAUCAUCCUCCUCACCUUGCUGCUCCUCCGGGUCCACCUCCCGCUCCUCUCGGCAACCUCAUCCCGCCAGCUGCUGCUCCGGAAAUGCAUUCGCGCGUGCGCAGUGCUGCUCCUCCCACGUGCUGCAGUCGCCGCCCCCGAGCUGCUGUUCCAGCAGUUUGCAAGCCCUCAGCGACUGGGACGCACAGCAGGCUGCUCCAUCGUGCUGCCACACCCCCAUGUCGCUCCGCCCCUCCUGCUGCGCGACCACCGCCUACUCGGCUCACUGCUGUCAGAGCAUGCGCAGAAGCUAUAAGUGAGGUCUUGAGAGACUGCACCAUCACUCUACUGCUUUUGAAAGACUACUUACAAUUAUACAUUAACUUGUCAUGUUUACAGAAUUAGAACCAUUUUUUGUAUUUGUUUACUUAAAUUUUUUUUUUAAAUCACCGUACUGUAAAGCUAUUCUUACCUUUCAUUCACAAUUUGUGUUCCAUAAACAAUGCUGUCUGGUAUAUUUCGUUAUAUCUAAACAUAAUUAGCGUUUAAUUUUUGAAAACGAAAUAAGUGUCUUUUCCACUUAAAUAUUGUUAUCAAAUCUGUUGUGUUUAGAGAAAAGGUGUGUUAUAUAAGAGCAAAUAAUUGAAACUGAUUGUGUUCAAUGAAAUCAAUGUGAUUUUGACACAUCGUGCGAUUGUUAAUAAGGCUAAUAAUGCGUUAAAAACCGUCCCUGAUUUUAUUAUCUUGAUUAUUCUUGCCUUGGCCCAGUGUGGUGAGAGUAUAAAUUAUCCCAUCCUGGGCUCAUAAACCCAACCCAACCCAAGAGGACAAAAAAAAAUUAUAGAAAAUAAAUAAAUAGCAAGAGUUUAUAUUUUGCGUUAGUACUCAUGUGUUUACCUUUGAACAAGGAACAUGAAAUUUAAGGUCGAGGUAAAUAAAAUUCAUUUUUAUAUUGACGUUCGGCUGUGAGCAUCCUCUGUUUGAUCAUUCAGUCCUCGUCAUUCACGUCAGCAAGACAGUAAACAGAUAAUUCAUCGUCUAGCAAGAAGACGACACCUGCGGGCGUUACUAGCAGUCGUGUUAACACAGGUGAGGGCGAGUGAGGUGGUCACAAAUCAAAGUCAGAGACACAGCGACGUCCAGCAGAUGGUCACGACUGUCACAUCUGAGGAAGGAUGACAGGUGUGUGGGUCCUGUUUCAUUACUGGCUGCUUUCUCACGUAUGUCAAGGUAGGUUUAAAUGUAAAUAGGCAGGAAGAAAACAAAGUUCGUCAUGCUGAUAUCGUGGUUAUCAAUAGUCGAAGCUCUUGUGGCCAAACGACAUCGCCAGGUACGCAAGAAGCUAAAAAUAGCACAUGGAAUGUUUUAUGAUUCGCUCCAUUCAAAGCGAAGAAUCGAACUUUACUGAGAGCCAACUCUCAAGUGUUAGCACUAACAGCUGUUUAUCGACCUAAGGAUAAUUAUAACGAUCUUGGAUUAGAGUACCACGGAUUCCAGCCAGCAGAACACGCGUACAAACAUCCAGGGAAUGGACGGGGAACGACCCUCCGAGAACUUUACUGGGUACGUUUACAAACACCGGGUGCCGAGUGGCUUUAGAAACAGA